AUGCAUUCAUCUGCCUAUUCCCAUAGACGACAUGUCACCGAAGGAAAUGAAAACCCUCCUCUCUUGUACGAAGAUGCUUUCGAAAACCCUCCCCAUGAUACUGAGCUUGCCAAGAUUAGACUAUUGAGGUCACAAACCAGGUCUUUGGUCCAACAGCUGUGGGAUGCUGCCAGAGAUAUUGAGGCUGUAGAAACACUGGCUCAGCCCAUCAAACAGUAUCCUUCUGACUUGGUUAGAGACGAACUUGCUAGUCUGCGUCUUCAUCAAGAAAGUAUUGGAAAAGCAAAUGCCAUUCGGAAAACUACAACUGUGUUUUCGCCUUCUCCAUCUCGAAAUACACGCUCGGCAAGUCGUCUGAGCAUUGGAAGAGAACGAUCUAGGCAAUUGUAUAGUCGCUCAAGCAAUUAUAUUCCCGAAUCUAUCCCAACUCGUACUUUUGGAUCCAAUUCUGCUGCAUUCAUCUCUUCAACAUCAAAAAACAUUCAAAAAAUAAAAGAGUCAACUGCGCGAAGCAGACCCAUCAGUCAUUCAAAAACUCCAUCACCAACUAAAUCCAUCAAUCCUGUUUAUAAACGACCACUUUCUCCAGACAAAGUGCGUGUUUUACCACUCUCUAAAGAGGAUCGUGAAAAAAUGUUGAUGCAGCGCUGCAAUGAAAAGGCAGACGAGAUUUUACAACGAGAUGACUCUUAUUUUGACGAUAUUUCCAAAUACCGACAGCUAUAUCCAGAUUUAUAUACUCGCGAUGUUCCCCAAGUAUCUCCAAAGUUCAAAACAUCCAUCAACAGAUCGCCCAUUGUAGAGUGCAAACCUAUUCCAUUAAAGGACGACGGAUACUAUUAUUCUGGAGUAUUCAGAGUCAAUGAGCGACUUUUUCCAGAAAAACUGGAUCAUCCUUACAAGUCAUCUACAGACUCGAAUGUGUUUAUGCUUGAUAAAAAAUCAAAGUACAUGGCAUCGAAUGAGCCUCCUGUAAAAGUGAGUAUUCCAAUUAACCGAAUCAGUCCAACACAACGCCAUUAUAAUCAUCAUAGACGGUCUUCUUAUGAUCCUGCUGAUUCGGCAGAUAUAUCUGCAUAUUUGCACAAAGGAUACCGACCCUAUUUAUGGAGUAGUCGAAUGCUUCGUCCAACCAAAGAGCAUGCAUCUUUGAAAGAAGAAAUUCUUUUUAGCAGUACCAAAUAA
Messenger RNA from Batrachochytrium dendrobatidis JAM81, 1185 nucleotides. RefSeq lists its product as uncharacterized. Gene Ontology annotation, biological process: negative regulation of G2/M transition of mitotic cell cycle; negative regulation of cell migration. The record is from RefSeq and is a predicted model, not a curated record. Lineage: Eukaryota; Fungi; Chytridiomycota; Chytridiomycetes; Rhizophydiales. The coding region runs from base 1 to 1185 and encodes 394 amino acids. The transcript is spliced from 6 exons.